AUGCGACACGCUACAGACGAUCCAAGAGAAAUGACGUCACAAUUAGAUUUUCCUAUGGCCGAAGAAAUUAAUGCAGACGACAGUUUUUGGGAUUACACUGGAUUCAAAUCAAUAAUGGGAUGCUCAAAGCGAGGUCAAAGUUCAAGGUCUCAGGAGCCACCAUCACCCUCUGAUUCCGGAGGUGGUAUGUCAAAUAGUGAAGAUUUUAGCGAAAGAAAAAUGAAAAGCCCGAAAAAGUCCACAAAAAGGCGAAAAGGAGUAAGUGCACGUGAAAGAAACAUGCGAAGAAUAGAAAGCAAUGAACGAGAACGUCAAAGAAUGCAUUCGUUAAAUGACGCGUUUGAAGGGCUUCGUGACGUUAUUCCACACAUAAACAUGGAAAGAAAAUUGUCAAAGAUUGAAACUUUGACACUAGCGAAAAAUUACAUCAAAGCAUUAACCAAUGUGAUUUGUGACCUACGUGAUGAAAAGGCAGUUUUUAAAGAUAUAGAUGAGUGUCCACAAACAACUGUUGAUCUUAAUUCAAGCGACGGACUUACAAGUGACGUCGGCAGUGUUGACGUCACGAACACAAGCGGAAGUGAAUCUUCAAACAAUCGCGAUAUGGAUCUUGAUUCAAAUUCUGGUGCUGAAGCGGAUUUAUUCUCCGUGUCUUUAAUGUGA
This is a messenger RNA of Ruditapes philippinarum (Manila clam), 663 nucleotides long. Its product is annotated as protein dimmed-like. The transcript has a single exon. The record is from RefSeq and is a predicted model, not a curated record. NCBI's taxonomy places the organism in Eukaryota, Metazoa, Mollusca, Bivalvia, Venerida, Veneridae. Bases 1 to 663 code for a protein of 220 amino acids. Gene Ontology annotation, molecular function: protein dimerization activity.